Messenger RNA from Pelagomonas calceolata, 810 nucleotides. The record is from the annotation of a GenBank genome assembly. Lineage: Eukaryota; Pelagophyceae; Pelagomonadales; Pelagomonadaceae.
GGGCAGGCGAACCUGAAUUGGCACACUAAGGACCACCCACAGCCGAGGCGCGGGAGAAGCGAGACAACGCUACCGCCGUAAGAAACGGAGCCGCGCCGCGCAAACCACUGUGCCACCUCCCCUGGCCAAGAAGCCAAAACAAGGCUUCGCGUCGUCAUUGAGAGAGAGUACUUGUCGUCAUUGACCAUCUACGAGGCAAGCGCCCAGAACAGCAAUAACGAUGCCGGACCAACCCGCGCAGCAAUCGCGGUUCCCCGCCAACCGCAUCUUUAACCUGGCGGGCGCCCUCAUGGGUGGUCUCUUAAUGGUCAUCGGCAUAGCAAUCUGCGCGGCCGCCUCCGAGAAGGGUAUCGACGCGGCUCGCGAGUUCAUUCUCGGCCUUUAUAUGGUUGGGUUUGGUGCCUUCGCGGUGGCGACGGAGUGCGUCUACCUGCCGAACGUGGUCAAGUAUAUGCUCAUCCUCGACAGCUACCUCGGCAAGGGGUGCUUCUUCAUCUUCUGGGGCUUCCUCAUGUGGGGCAAGAAGCCGGAAUGGAUCAUCGCUUCAUUGAUCUUCCUAGGCGCGGGAGUAUGCUUCAUCUGCGGCUCCUUCGCGGUGUCGUCGCCGCCCGUAUAUCUCUGCGGAGAGCGGCCCGCGGACGCGAAACCUGGAGCUCCGCCCCGCGCGCCCGAGAACUCGCGGCCCGCGCCGCCCGGCGACCCGGUCUGGCCGCCCGCGUAGGGCGCUUCACACGAGUCUCGGACUCGCGCGCAGUCGAUGGCCGGAGCCGACUGCUGACCCUCCUCGUCAUAACAACUUACUCGUAUGCA